AUGCAGAGGAUUUCACGAUGGUUGCAAGACUGUCAGAUCCAUCCCAAAUGCAAGAAAGAAGUGAAUCACGUUCUACCCAGCAGAGUUCUCGACAUCGGUACAUCUGCUAUCCCACACAUUCGACUUCGCAUCACAAACGAAGACGAGAAGGGCAAGUAUGCAGCGCUGAGUUAUUGCUGGGGCGGAUACACAGGAUUCAUGCUGAAGCAACACAAUAUGGCCGACUUUCAGCACUCAAUCGACGAGAUCUCCAUGCCACAGACAUAUAAGGAUGCGAUACUACUUUGCCGGCGUCUCGGCAUACAAUACCUCUGGAUCGACGCACUGUGCAUACUUCAGGACAGUAAACCGGACUGGGAGCUAGAGAACCCGAGGAUGGCGGAAGUCUAUGGGAAUGCGUAUCUCACCAUCAGUGCAACUUCCGCAAGAUCUGCCACGCAAGGUUUUCUAUCGCCUCGAGAUGCGAUUGACGUUACCAGCGUUCUCAUAGGCAAAGUAUCGCACCAUGACGAGACGUACCCUGUCUACCUCUCAGAGCCACUUUUAGAGAACAUCCGAGACGUCGAGCUCCACAUCCAGGAUGAACCGUUGACAUCUCGCGCGUGGGCCUUGCAAGAGAGAAUGCUAUCUCAGCGGGUCGUCCAUUUUGCUUCAAAGGGCAUGCUGUGGCAGUGCCGCCAGUACACCAUCAACGAAGAUGAUAUGAAUUCUAGAACAGAUGUAAUGAUGGUACCGUACAUGAAAAGUUUCAAGUCACCCCUGCUUGAAUGGUAUCGCAUUGCCGAUCGCUUCUCCAGAUGCACAAUGACCGUUCCCACGGAUUGCUUCCCCGCAUUCGCAGGUAUCACCAAGGCCUUU
This is a messenger RNA of Dissoconium aciculare CBS 342.82, 858 nucleotides long. Its product is annotated as HET-domain-containing protein. The annotation marks the transcript as partial. The record is from RefSeq and is a predicted model, not a curated record. Lineage: Eukaryota; Fungi; Ascomycota; Dothideomycetes; Mycosphaerellales; Dissoconiaceae. The transcript has a single exon.